Molecule: messenger RNA, 1033 nt
Organism: Paraphaeosphaeria sporulosa
Lineage: Eukaryota; Fungi; Ascomycota; Dothideomycetes; Pleosporales; Didymosphaeriaceae
Product: exosome component 1
Exons: 1
Coding region: 205-825 (206 amino acids)
Biological process (GO): RNA processing
Cellular component (GO): cytoplasm; nuclear exosome (RNase complex)
Molecular function (GO): RNA binding
Source: RefSeq, a predicted model, not a curated record
CAGAUACAAAGAUUGGCAAUUUUAGCCGAGCUAGCUUUGAUAGCAAAAAGUUCCCAACUCCCACAGACAUACCCACGCAACUCCGUACCCUUCCCCCAUACCGAACCGCGCAUUAGGAUUCCCCGUAACGUUCUACUCGCCACAAGAAACAAAUCGCCCGUCCAACCCACCCUCGACUCGCACAUACCACGCUCCCCUACCACAAUGGCCCUGCCCACGCUCGCCCUUCCGGGCACCCUCCUCGGCCCAGCCACCAGAUACGCCCCCGGUCCCGGCACACACGUCCACGACUCGUCCAUCUACGCCUCGAUAGCCGGCACCGUCGCCUCCAGCCCCUCCCCAAACCCUACCAUAACCAAGCUCCCGCUCCUCUCCAUCUCACGGCCCGGAGAUGCCAGCCCAUCCUCGGCCAAUGUCCUCCCCGAAGUCGACGCCCAAGUCCUCGCACGCAUAACCCGCCUAGGCGCACGCUUCGCCUCGGCCGAAAUUCUCGUCAUCGCACCCUCCAACGCUACAUCCAUCUCCGCCGACGCCGCGGUCUGCAGCACGCCCUUUACCGCGCAGAUCCGGCGCGAGGACAUCCGUGCGACGGAGAAGGACAAGGUCACCGUGCAGGACAGUUUCAGAGUUGGCGACUUGAUCCGCGCCGUGGUGAUCAGUCUGGGCGACCAGGGUGGGUAUUAUUUGAGCACUGCCAAGAACGAAUUGGGAGUCGUGGUCGCGCGGGGAGAGGGGGGCGAGGUGCUGGUGCCGGUCAGUUGGAGGGAGGUUAGGGAUCUGAGGACGGGGAGGCGGGAGGCGAGGAAGGUUGCAAAGCCUUUUUGAAUGGUGGGGAAAGAUGGUCACGGGGAUGGCCGGAAGACGGUGCAGCUAAGGGGGGAAACACGACGGGCAUGAUCUUGGAAAAGAAGAAAUCGAGAUACAGCAUGGGAUGGUACGGAUUCGGUGGCCAGGCGUGCAGUGCGGUGGAAAUGCCACGCACAAAAUAUGAUACCCAUUCAAUGAACUACAAAGUUUGCUACAAAUCGUCUCG